Molecule: messenger RNA, 2414 nt
Organism: Chaetomium fimeti
Lineage: Eukaryota; Fungi; Ascomycota; Sordariomycetes; Sordariales; Chaetomiaceae
Product: Not1 N-terminal domain, CCR4-Not complex component-domain-containing protein
Exons: 4
Coding region: 322-2181 (619 amino acids)
Biological process (GO): regulation of DNA-templated transcription; nuclear-transcribed mRNA poly(A) tail shortening
Cellular component (GO): nucleus; P-body; CCR4-NOT core complex
Source: RefSeq, a predicted model, not a curated record
GUUUCAGCAACUCACAAUCGACGGCCAAACCGCAAACGAGGCCACCCAACAGUCGCCCGCCUACUUUGGCCAAGCCUGUUCGCUGUCGCUGAACUAAAUAGGUGCUUUCUCUCCGUGGGUGAGUGGUGCGCCCGACCGACUUCCCUCAAAUUCGACCGAAUCGGGAUUACCUAACAUUGAACAUCGCUCCUGCAGGCUCCCCUGCCUCCACACGAUCGCGAUACCCAGCCGCCGGGCUCUUGACCGCGCCAGAGAGCGAGUGCCAUCCGACGAAUUUUGCCUUCGAUAUCGAUCUCCGGGCCACGGAACUUUACCGACGAAAUGGCGGCGCGAAAACUACAACAGGAAGUGGACAAGUGCUUCAAAAAGGUGGCCGAAGGCGUCGCCGAAUUCGAAGCCAUCUACGAGAAGAUCGAGCAGUCCACGAACCAGGCACAAAAGGAAAAACUAGAAGACCAGCUCAAGCGCGAGAUCAAAAAACUGCAGAGGCUGCGCGAUCAGAUCAAAACAUGGGCCGCCAGCAAUGACAUCAAAGACAAAGCUCCGCUUCUGGAGCAGCGACGGCUGAUCGAGACGCAAAUGGAGAAGUUUAAGGCUGUCGAGAAAGCCAUGAAGACCAAGGCAUAUUCGAAGGAGGGGUUAUCCGCCGCCGCCAAGCUUGACCCUAGGGAGCAGGCCAAACUGGACGCGGGCGACUUCCUGGGCAACAUGGUCGACGAGCUGGAGCAGCAGAUCGAGACCCUCGAAGCUGAAUGCGAAUCAAUACAGGCAACGAUGAAGAAAGGGAAAGGCCAUGCGGCAAAGGCGGAGCGCAUAGCCGAGAUUGAACGCAUCAUCGAACGGCAUAAAUGGCACCAAGGGAAACUCGAACUAAUCAGGCGCUCGCUCGAGAAUGGAGGCGUCGACACCGACCAGGUGAAUGAGCUGGGGGAAAACAUCAAGUAUUACGUCACGGACGGGAUGAACGAUGAUUUCAUGGAGGACGAGACCAUGUACGACGACCUCAACCUGGAAGACGAGGAAGACCAGUACGGCAUGAACCAGGAGAACGAUAGGGUAUCCUCACAAGACACCCAGUCGAUACAGGACGAUGUGAUGCCCGAGGCCGAGACGAAGCCAAGUGCGCCCCCGGGGAAGCAGCGGACGGCGGUCGAUGCAGUGGCAGGGACGGCUAUUCGGCGGCCGUCGACGCAACUCAAAUCACCACUCCCGACGCUCGCGACGGUGCAUCACAGCACGCCGCUACCGACCCUCAGCAACGGAUCCUCGGCCAAUGCUGGUAUGAAGCCUGCGGUAGCCCCGCCGAGGCUCGCAGGGGAGGGCUUGAAGUAUGCGAGCGCGGCGGCGGCGGCGGCAAACAACGUCGGAAUUGCCCCACUACCCCCACCGCCCUCGACAACACCCAGCAUUAGCGGCGCACCAUUACAAGCACAGGCGAGGGCGAGCGCAGCAAACUCCCCAAGCGUUGCAUCUAUACAGCCGGUAUCACAAGAAAAGGCGCCUGGCAUGGCCAUGGCGCCUGGGAGUGGGUUGGCGAUGGCGGCUCAGUCACACAAGGCGAAGGGGAAGGCGGUGGCGCAGGCACCCUCCGUCGAAGUGGUAAAAGCGGCGCAGACAAACGGUGCAGCCAAUGGCAUCAGGCCGAUCGAAGAGGCCGAGGAAGAAGAAGAGUCGAUCUACCAUCUCCCUGCGUCGUUGCAAGACCUUGUCGAGUCAUUCGAGGUCACAAAGAAGCGACUUGCGCCGAUGAAUGCGCCCGCGGCCCAUCGUAUGCAGGUCGCAUCGGAAGCGAACAAGCCUGGGAUUUUGGACGCCGAGCCACCACGGAAUUACCAGCCAGAUGUGAAGUUCCAUUCUCAUAGCCGAUUUCCGCGGGAGCCGCUACCCAUAUUCGACGACCCUCGGCUAUACACCAAGAUCGACCCGGAUACGCUUUUCUACGUGUUCUACUACAAGCAAGACACGCAUCAGCAGUUCCUCGCUGCGCGGGCGCUAAAGGACCAAAGCUGGAGGUUUCACAAGCAGUACCAAACAUGGUUCCAGAGGCACGAGGAACCCAAGUCCAUCACAGAGGAAUUCGAGCAGGGGACAUAUCGCUUCUUCGACUACGAGAGCACCUGGAUGAACCGGAGGAAGGCUGACUUCAAGUUCGCGUAUAAGUUCCUUGAAGACGAAGUCUAGUUCUCGGCGGCGAUGAAACCACACGGCCCAAAGCGGUGCGGUGGUGGGAACCGGGGGUGGCAAGGCAGUAUGGUAGGUAACAAUGGAGUAUGCUUCGGUAUUCUGUAUGGGUAACGGUCUCCUGUGGGAGGGAAGGGGGUCCGGGAGCCGGCUGGGUUAGGGGCACGCGUUUACCACCCCUAAUGAACAUGAAUAGCAAGAAAAUACAGCCGACUUGACUUGCAUCCAUCAAG